Messenger RNA from Stereum hirsutum FP-91666 SS1, 1539 nucleotides. RefSeq lists its product as uncharacterized. NCBI's taxonomy places the organism in Eukaryota, Fungi, Basidiomycota, Agaricomycetes, Russulales, Stereaceae. The record is from RefSeq and is a predicted model, not a curated record. Bases 1 to 1539 code for a protein of 512 amino acids. The transcript is spliced from 9 exons.
AUGCGCGAACCUACCGACGCCGAACUCACCACUGCUCUCUCGGAGAUCCUUUCAAUUUGGCCCGAGAAGAAGGACAGGCUACGCUUCGUGUUUGAGCGGGUGAAGCGAUGGAACCCAACCUGGUCUGUGACGUUGGAGAGAAUGUCCUUCGUAUACGCCAAUGCACAAUGGGACGCUGUCGCGGUCGAUCAACAUCCUCCCCCGAAGUGGUCUGGUGUCAUCAUUCAUCCAGACGACUAUGGUUUAUCUCCUUUGCAUGAUCCCACAUCCCUUCACUCUCACCUCGAUCUUUGUCUUGUCGAAUUCGACGAAGAUGGCGCCGUCAGUACUCAGUCUUUGAUGGACCUCAUUGGAUCGAAGGAUGUCCACUGCUUCACGAACGCAUACGAUCGCGAUUCUAGGGUUGACGAUUGGUACUACGCGUUCUAUGCCAGGUCUUUAGACAUCACCAGCGCCCCGAACCCUAUCGCCGACAUUGUGAAGCCUUCACAUCACCCGAUGAUACGAGGACGCGUUCUCGUUGUUCUGAACGGUCCGACGGGUGGAAGGUGGGAGACAUCACAAAGGAUUGAUGACACAGAGCUUGGGCGAACCUUGUGGUGGUACCUCAAGUCUGGAAACGAGGGAGCUUCGGCGUUAUAUUCGGACGUUGAUGGAAUAGCUCGCGUAGCAGGUCCGUGGAGAGAUGGUGCUGCAUUCUUACGCGCGACAGUUACAAGUGACGGGUCCUUGGAUUGGUCUGUAUCAGAGGAAGACACCCAUGUUCCGAACACUAACGAUGGUCUCCGACGAUGGUUAAAAGUCGUCUCUGGUCUUUGCUCUACCCGCAACUUCCUCAAUUAUCCUUUCGAUGUCGUCUAUUCCGGUCCACUUUCAUCCUUUCCUCGUCCCCGUAUUGAGAUUCGUGUUCAAGGCGUACUAGAGAAAGGCGCGCUCGCUAGUGGAGUACUCGUCACUCGACCUAUUUCUAGUGGAUGGGAGCGUGUUCGUUGGGUGCGAUUAGUGUGCGACAUUCACGAUCACCAGGAGAGAUUUCAAGAACAAGUACGGGUCUUGCGUGCUGUGGCGGAUGCUUGUAAAGCACAGGUAGGGUUGCCACCAUCACAGUUGUCUCUGCCUGAUGCAGUACACCUUCGACGUCGUGAACCCGAGGGGAAGGAACCGAUCGUUCCUUUGGGCAUAUUCGAGAUCCACAAAUCCUCCAUGUUGCUUGAAGAAUUGCCCGUGGAUGGUCUUGGUGUAGGAGACAUUUUAGACAUCCGUGCGUUCGUGGACAUUGCUGUGUAUCGUGGGGAUGACACUCUCCCUCGCACUGCCGUUUAUUUCUCCUUCGACGAGAUCGUUAGGGUUGCUCGAGCAUUGGGUCCCCACAUAACUUUAGACCCAGCGGUUCCUCCGGACAGGCUGGAUGAAAGGUACUCUGAGGCUGAUCACGUGGGGUAUGACAAUGCCGGUGAUGUGACUGUUGGGCAGGAUGAGGAGCUGUUAGAAACACUCAACUCUCGCUUUCCUCCUAUGGACAUAUCUUUCUUGGAUUAG